AUGUCUCAACCACCAUCUUCAUCACCAGCUAUCCGCGUCACGGAAGCGGCAACCAUCUUCCUGUCAACCCUCGGGGCGGGCAGCAACCUGGCACUCUCCAUCCUCGUCGUGCCGCGCCUCCUCGAGUCCCCCACACCCCUGAUGCUGCGCCAGUGGAAAAACAGCUACAGACUGACGAGGGUGAUCUACCCUUCUCUGGCCAGCGUCACCGGCCUGUCAUAUAUCUUCCUGUCCUAUCACCACCACCGGUCCGCCGCCCUCACCAAGGCCAAGGCCUACCUUGGCGCCGGCCUGCUCUGCCUCAGCAUCAUGCCGUAUACGGCGGCUUUCGUUCUCCCGACCAACUGGAAGAUCUUGCGCAAGGUUGAGGAGAUGAGGGACUUGAAAGGCGUCGAGGGAGUUGAGGUUGAGGAGCAAGGCGAGGAGAGCGCGAAGUGGCUGGUGGAUCACUGGGGCAUGUUGAACCUCCCCAGAGGCAUCGUCACGGCCCUUGCUGGGAUACUAGGGCUCGCUGCCAUAGUGUGA
Diaporthe batatas is the source of this 525-nucleotide messenger RNA. RefSeq lists its product as uncharacterized. NCBI's taxonomy places the organism in Eukaryota, Fungi, Ascomycota, Sordariomycetes, Diaporthales, Diaporthaceae. The record is from RefSeq and is a predicted model, not a curated record. Bases 1 to 525 code for a protein of 174 amino acids. The transcript has a single exon.